AACCCAACCUAACCUCGAAAGCAGACGACUCGUCCGACUCGUCGUGUCAGCGGGCAGCUUGUGAUUUUUGGCACGUAAACACGGCGAGGAUUAAUCAACAGAAUUGCACUACUUAUGGGUAACGAGAAGAGCGCCCUGGGCGGGCUGGAGAUCGACGAAAAGGCCGUCGAGAUCACGGACUUUUGGCUACAUCACAGCGCCAGCUUGAGUGAACCAUGUCAGCAAACGUUAUCAGUAUUUGUCAGCGAGCCAUCAUUGCACUCAGGUGCGAAUUUCGGCAAGCCGUCACCCCUGGAGAAAGCUGCUAAGCACCUCAUGCUGCAUCGUCAUCCCUGUAUAUUGAAAUACGUUGCAUCCUGGCACAAGGGUAGCAAAUUCUUCCUGGCAACGGAGGAAGUCAAGCCACUUGUCCAGGUGAUAGGAAUGCAAACUACACUGCAGAUUUGCAUUGGACUGCACAACAUCUUACGUGCCCUGAUUUUCCUCCACGAAAAAGCGCUCGCUUCUCACAACAAUGUUUCUAACAGCGCCAUUUAUGUCACACCUGAUGGAUUCUGGAAAUUAGGGGGGCUGGAAUAUUUAUGCCGAUUCACCGAACUGACUCCUGCUUAUUUACAAAAAACUAGAAACUACAGAUAUGAAAAGGCAAUAUCGCCCGAGGAGGAUGGUGGAAAAUCUGCCGUUCUCAUGGAGCCUUCUGCCAUCGAUCAGUUCGCAUUUGGAGUAUUGGCAGAGGAGGUCUUGAGACAGAAAAGCGACGAAGAUGUCCCUGCCCUGGCAGAAUUCAAGGAGUUAUCAAAGAAGCAUUUGCAAAAUGCCGAUCCGACAUUGAGAACCAAACUCUCGUCCGUCCUAGUUCACCCGUUCUUCACACAUGAAUUUAUAACAAUACACAGUUUCCUCAUGGAAUUACCAUUGAAAAGCGAUACAGAGAAGCAAGAUUUUUUCUCAAAUCUGGUGGUCCAAUUGAAAAAAUUUCCAGAAAAAAUCGUCGCUGAACAACUUGGUGUAUUGCUCCUCUCUAGAAUGGUUCUCCUCGAUUCUACUGCCCAAUCUAAACUGCUACCAUUCGUUUUGACGCCAAAAGUUACAGAUGACAAUAACGAGUCAGAUCUCCUCUUCACGCUCUCAACGUUCAAGAGAUACCUGAUACCGAAACUUCUGCAGAUGUUUUGCGUACGCGAUGCCCAAAUCAGACUUCUGCUUCUAUCCCACUUCAAUUCUUUCGUUACUGCGUUUCAGCUAGACGAACUGAAACAACACGUUUUACCGGAACUGCUGGUCGGUAUUAAAGACACAGACGACCAUUUAGUCAGCACGACACUGAGAGCCCUGGCCGAUCUCAUUCCCCUGUUGGGUUCGGCAACUGUAAUUGGUGGAAAUAGGGGGAAACUGUUCACAGACGGACGGCCAAAGAAGGCCCCCAGACUAAAAGAGGCUAAAGUACGACCAGCAGCAACGAACGGUGUGAGUGUGCCCGAUGUUUUGUUGCAAACCAAAAUGGCAGUCCUGGAAUUACCGGAAAGACCGUCUCCGGACGGCGGAGAGGAUCGAAACGAUUUGAACUCCACUUCUCACGACGAAGACGGAAACUGGUCAGACUGGGACGCUCAGGAAUCCGCCAACCCAGGAGCGAAUCCUAGCGAACUAAGAGUUGCUGAAGACGACGAGAAUCCGUUGGAAACGACAACGCAGGAAGCAACGAGAGCACAUUCCAAAGACUCGGCAUCUGUUAGAGCGGAAACCCCAAAAUACUCAAAGAAAUCGAUGAUUUCCGAUAUAUCAGAGCUGGAUAUAAAGAACUCGAAACCUAUGCACAUACCGAAGGAAGAGAUCGACUUUUUUACUGACAUGGAACCUGUGAUUAAAAAAACUCAAGUUCUGCAUAUAGAUGAAAGUGCGGCGGUAGCGUCGAACAGUAUGUUCGAUGUAAAAGCGGUCGAAGUAGCACUUGACGAAGGUAACGGUGAUGACGGGUGGGGAGACGAUUUGAAUGAUUGGGGAGCAGAGGACGCGCCUCACACGAGGAAUUAACGGUCACGCAAAUAGAUAGAUACAUACCUAAAAUUUUCCUGCUCUUUCUCUUUUCCUUUUUUAUAUCUGUACAUUCGAAUUUUCCUGGUGAAGGAUAAUGCAGUAUAAUAUAAUUUUAAGUCAUGUACAUACAUGUAAUUGUUAAAUCACAACUAUGCCAUAUGGAAGACUUUUGAGAUUGUCAUUGUAAUUCAUUUAUAUCGCAAAAAUUCUUGUAUCCGCGAUUGCGUUAUUAUCGAAGACCUGAUUAUUUC
Messenger RNA from Diprion similis, 2288 nucleotides. RefSeq names its product protein-associating with the carboxyl-terminal domain of ezrin. NCBI's taxonomy places the organism in Eukaryota, Metazoa, Arthropoda, Insecta, Hymenoptera, Diprionidae. The record is from RefSeq and is a predicted model, not a curated record. The transcript has 5 exons. The coding region runs from base 115 to 2034 and encodes 639 amino acids.